Messenger RNA from Peniophora sp. CBMAI 1063, 1320 nucleotides. The record is from the annotation of a GenBank genome assembly. Lineage: Eukaryota; Fungi; Basidiomycota; Agaricomycetes; Russulales; Peniophoraceae.
AUGCCCGACCACGGUAUCACACUGCAGAGGGAGCACCCAUGGCUGGCCGUCUUGCAGGCCGAAGCACCUGAACUUCGAGAACUGAUGUUGUCCAUACACGACCCACGCCCCCCAGGUGCUGCGAGCCUUGUAAUUGGAAACGGAUUCCUGCAGAGUGCACCGCGGCUGGCCAACAUGCGCCUCUCUGGUGUGGAAAUGUCUUGGCACCUCACGUCGUCGAUAAAUCUCCGUUCUCUCAAACUCGAUUACCCGAGCGUGACCACGUUCAAUCAUACCCUUGCGGACAUCGUGCAAAGUCUCCGAUGCAUGCCGAUGCUCGAGUGCCUUCAUCUUCGCUACGCGAUCCCCGACGAGGACGACGAGGAAGACGAGGAAGACGAGGACGACGAUGUACUCGGUGGGGGUGCACCCGUCUCCCUGCCACGUCUUCGUGUCUUGUUCAUCGGAGAUAUCGAGGGAUGCUGCCUCUCUUUGUGGUCCUCCCUUGACCUCGCCCCCGGGUGUUCUAUCUACCUGGAAAUUGACAGACUCUCAGCCGAUGACGACGUUCAACUCACUUCACUCAUUCGAGCCCAUCUCCUGUUACAGGAAGGCUAUUCUUACCGGCAUAUCUGCGUCGGCGACGAAAUCCAAGAGGACGAUGUCGUGCGAUUCUCCGCGCACACCACACUGGAAACCAUCCAACGGACCUCUCGAAGAGACCAUAAACACACAUACACCACCGAACAGGGCCCUCUCUUCUCCAUCUGUUUUCAGGCCCUAGGGAGGACUGCAGUAAUUCUGCCUUUACUUGCACUCUUUCCUCAGGUGGUAGUGGAGACGCUAUCAUUAUCUCUUCAUCACUACAGCCUGCGGGACCAUUCGCUGUCAAUUGUGCGCCAAUUUCCUGCCGUUCGAGAGUUGGAAGUCGUCGGUGUAAAGGAUGAUGGCUAUGAGCAUACCUUUGCUGAACAAUUCUCUUGGUUGUUCGCCAAUCGCCUCUCACCACGUUCACCGGAUGCCAUACGAACACACGGAGCCGAGCGAUACCUGCCCUACCUGCGUAUGUUGCGUCUCAGCAACUUCGAGUUCUCCGAGUUCUCCCACCUCACCGGCCGCAAACUUCGUGAGGAUCUUUCGUGUGCUUUUGGGCGUCGCAAGGCUGCUGGCCUGAGCAAUCCGGUACUCAAGGUCACGCACUCCGGACUGAAGGCCUCGUGGGUGGGUAUGUGGGAGAAGUGGGUUGCAGUGGAGCGCGGUCAUGGAUGUUGGCGUAUCAACGAGGGAGCAGAGAGCGAUGAGGGUGAGGGUGAGAAAUCGGAUGGAGAAAACUCUGAGUAA